AUGUCUGCAAAUGACAGAAAUGUUGAAGACUUGCUGUCAUUAGACACUCGUCUGAAGAGAGGGUCGACCGACAAAUGGGUUGUGUUUAGUCUUAUGGAUGAAGAGUUUGUGGCAAAUAUCCACUCGUUUGUAAUCCACGGAACCGAUGUCAUUGUGGUCACCAAAGCUGAUGAAGUUUUCCACGGCAAAGGAAUUAAUGUCCAAAAAAUGACCAAGAUGGAUAUACUGUGCCAAAAGGGCGUCAAGAAAAUUAGUACCGGUGCCGGUGGGCAUAUUUGCGCGCUCACAUAUAGCGGCGAGGUUUAUGUUGUGGACAUAGUGUGUGGUGCCAACCAUACCCUGGCCCUCACAGGCGGUGGACAUGUCUACUCGUGGGGUUAUAACGAAUCGGGGGAAGUUGGAAAUGGGACAGUUAAUAACCAGUCGGUGCCGUAUAGAGUGAGUGGUGUCCUUGCUAAUCAACACGUGACUGGAAUCGCAUGCGGCAAUAAUUUCUCAGUUGCCAUAACGGAGACAGGACAACUAUUUAACUGGGGCAACAACUCUACGGGACAGUUAGGUCUCGCGAAUUUACAGGCAAACCAACCCCUUCCCAUUCAAAUGUCAUUCUUUAAUGACAUGACAGUGAGCAAGGUGGUUUGUGGUUUUGGACAUACUCUUGUGCUUACAGAUGACGGACAGUUAUAUACAUUUGGACGCAAUAGCAAUGGAGAACUGGGAACCGGCAAUAAUACCUUACAAACUAUACCUUAUAAACUGGACGCUAAAUUGGGACGAUUUAUAGACAUUGCGUCCAUUCAUAGCACGUAUAUAUCGACUGCUGUUACUUUUGUGACCCCAUAUCCCAUUAUAAUGAGUGAAUAUCCUGAUAGUCCCGUUCUCCAGAGUACAUCCAAAAUCUUUAACCAUAAGUUAACAAGCACAUUUAAGUUCAUAGUGGAGGGAAAACCUAUUCACGUUCACAUAGACUUUCUUGUGAUGAGAUGCGAACACUUCCGCGCUAUGUUUGACGAGAAGUGGGACAAAGGGGCCAAACCUGAAAUGGAGUUGAACCAAUACUCGUAUGUGGUUUACGAGGCAUUCCUGCGCUACAUAUACACGGGUGAGGUAUGUGUGGAACCGGAGACUGGGAUCGAGUUAUUAGAUUUGGCCGAAUCUUACUGCGAGACUGACCUUAAGAUAAAGUGCGUCCGACUUAUACGGAAAGGCAUUACUAUUGAAAACGUGUCCCUCAUAUAUGCGGCUGCCAUUCGCUAUAAGGUGCCCGAACUGGAGGAUUUGUGUUUCAAGUUUGCUCUUGCUCAUAUCACUGCAGUCAUACAAACACCUACUUUCGACUCAUUGGAGCCCAGAAUUUAUAAGAAUUUUAUUGCUAAGGCAUCCGUUAAAGGGGUGUUUAAACGCUAA
Oppiella nova is the source of this 1407-nucleotide messenger RNA. Lineage: Eukaryota; Metazoa; Arthropoda; Arachnida; Sarcoptiformes; Oppiidae. The record is from the annotation of a GenBank genome assembly.